Candoia aspera is the source of this 1714-nucleotide messenger RNA. It is a transcript of the gene MTA3, whose product is annotated as metastasis associated 1 family member 3. The coding region runs from base 62 to 1609 and encodes 515 amino acids. The transcript has 14 exons. The record is from RefSeq and is a predicted model, not a curated record. Gene Ontology annotation, cellular component: nucleoplasm; NuRD complex. Gene Ontology annotation, molecular function: sequence-specific DNA binding; transcription coactivator activity; transcription corepressor activity. Gene Ontology annotation, biological process: negative regulation of transcription by RNA polymerase II. NCBI's taxonomy places the organism in Eukaryota, Metazoa, Chordata, Lepidosauria, Squamata, Candoiidae.
UGCUCCUCCCCUUCCCCAGCCCGACGGCGGCGACAGAACAAGGAGGGCGCAGAGCGCAGACAUGGCGGCUAACAUGUAUCGAGUGGGAGAUUAUGUUUAUUUUGAAAACUCUUCAAGCAAUCCAUAUCUUAUCAGGCGAAUAGAAGAACUUAAUAAGACUGCCAGUGGUAAUGUGGAAGCAAAAGUAGUAUGCUUUUACAGACGACGAGACAUCUCCAAUAGCCUCAUUAUGCUUGCAGACAAACAUGCAAAAGAAGUUGAGGAAGAAUCUGAAAUUCCCAAAGAAAUAGAUCUGACUGAUAAACAGAAGCACCAGUUGAAGCACAGAGAAUUGUUUCUGUCUCGUCAGUAUGAGUCCCUCCCUGCAACACACAUUCGGGGAAAAUGCAGUGUUGCGCUUCUGAAUGAGACGGAGUCUGUCUUGUCGUAUCUCGCUAAAGAGGAUACUUUCUUUUAUUCUCUGGUAUAUGAUCCAUCAUUGAAAACACUUCUGGCAGACAAAGGCGAAAUCAGAGUUGGACCCAGGUACCAAGCAGAUGUACCAGAUAUUCUCUCAGAAGGGGAAACAGAUGACAGGGAACAGGCAAAGCUUGAAGUAAAAGUUUGGGAUCCAGAUAGCCAUCUCACUGAUCAUCAGAUUGACCAAUUUUUAGUGGUAGCACGAGCUGUUGGUACAUUUGCCCGAGCUCUGGACUGCAGUAGUUCUGUAAGACAACCUAGUUUACACAUGAGUGCAGCAGCUGCUUCCCGGGAUAUCACUUUGUUUCAUGCAAUGGAUACAUUGCAUAAGCACAACUAUGACCUGAGCAGUGCCAUUAGUGUCUUGGUUCCCCUUGGCGGGCCUGUUCUUUGUAGAGAUGAAAUGGAAGAAUGGUCAGCAUCAGAGGCUAGUUUGUUUGAAGAAGCCCUAGAGAAAUAUGGUAAAGACUUCAAUGACAUACGGCAAGACUUUCUUCCUUGGAAAUCUCUGACUAGUAUCAUUGAAUAUUAUUAUAUGUGGAAAACCACAGAUAGAUACAUUCAGCAGAAACGCCUAAAAGCUGCUGAAGCAGAGAGCAAAUUGAAACAAGUUUACAUACCAACAUACAACAAGCCGAAUCCAAGUCAGAUAUCCAGCAAUAAUGGAAAACCAAGUGCCAUGAAUGGAGCAGUUGGAGCACCUCACCAGACUCAAAACUCACUAAUAGGCCGUGCUUGUGAAAGUUGCUACAUCACACAGUCACAUCAGUGGUAUUCUUGGGGUCCGCCCAACAUGCAGUGUAGAUUAUGUGCACCUUGUUGGAUUUAUUGGAAAAAAUAUGGUGGUCUGAAAAUGCCAACUCUAACAAAUGAAGAUAGAUUUUCUCCCAAUCAAACCACAGAGGAUUCGUGUGUCCGAACACAUAUGUCACGACAAGCAACCCAAGGUAUACCAGUCCGGAACACGGGUAGUCCAAAAUCUGCUGUGAAGACACGUCAGUCUUUCUUUCUUCAUACUACAUACUUGACUAAACUUGCCCGCCAGGUCUGCAGAAAUACUCUACAACUGAAGCGAGCUGCAAGAAGACCUUUUGCCCUUAUUAACUGUGCUGCCAUUAGGGCAGAAUGUAAGAUGUUUCUAACUUCUUAGUUUAAUAUGUCAUUAUUCCAGCCACUUUCUGUUGUCUUUUUUUUUUGUCCAUUAUUAUUAUUAAUUAUUAUUAUUAUUUUGGCAAUAAACACAUUUCUGUCUGUA